UACUUUCACCUAUGCUGGCCGCCCAGAAAAGCCUAGAAAGAGCUGCUCUUCUCUUCCGCCUCCGGGCCCGCGCGUCAGUGGCCUGCGCAGAGCCCAGGAAACGAAUAGGGGCGCGCACUGGUGCGGCCAGCCCCCUUUCGCGGGGAGGGGCUGGGCGGGAGCGAGCGCGCCUGCGCGGUGGGCAGCUUUUUCUCGCGUUCACGUGUCCGGAGGGUCCGACAGUAGGUCUCUCCUUUUGCCUGCGGCGUGAGUGCAGAGUGCGAACUGCGGCAGCCGGAGUCAUGGCAGGACAGGCAUUCAGAAAGUUUCUUCCCCUCUUUGACCGAGUAUUAGUUGAAAGAAGUGCAGCCGAAACUGUAACCAAAGGAGGCAUUAUGCUUCCAGAAAAAUCACAAGGAAAAGUAUUGCAAGCAACGGUGGUAGCUGUUGGAUCAGGCUCUAAAGGAAAGGGUGGAGAGAUUCAGCCAGUUAGUGUGAAAGUUGGAGAUAAAGUUCUUCUCCCAGAAUAUGGAGGCACCAAAGUAGUUCUAGACGACAAGGAUUAUUUCUUAUUUAGAGAUGGUGACAUUCUUGGGAAAUAUGUUGACUGAAAUAAGUCACUAUUGAAAUGGCAUCACUUGAAGCUGCCCAUUCCACUGAAGUUCUGAAAUCUUUCAUCAUGUAAAUAAUUUCCAUGUUCCUCUUUUAUAAUAAACUAAGGAUAUCCAAGCUAAUGACA
Molecule: messenger RNA, 718 nt
Organism: Cervus elaphus (red deer)
Lineage: Eukaryota; Metazoa; Chordata; Mammalia; Artiodactyla; Cervidae
Gene: HSPE1
Product: heat shock protein family E (Hsp10) member 1
Exons: 4
Coding region: 12-590 (192 amino acids)
Cellular component (GO): mitochondrial matrix
Molecular function (GO): protein folding chaperone; protein-folding chaperone binding; ATP binding
Source: RefSeq, a predicted model, not a curated record